Messenger RNA from Tupaia belangeri chinensis (Chinese tree shrew), 1710 nucleotides. It is a transcript of the gene SLC27A6, whose product is annotated as solute carrier family 27 member 6. Lineage: Eukaryota; Metazoa; Chordata; Mammalia; Scandentia; Tupaiidae. Gene Ontology annotation, cellular component: plasma membrane; endoplasmic reticulum membrane. Gene Ontology annotation, biological process: long-chain fatty acid import into cell; long-chain fatty acid metabolic process. Gene Ontology annotation, molecular function: long-chain fatty acid-CoA ligase activity; long-chain fatty acid transmembrane transporter activity. The record is from RefSeq and is a predicted model, not a curated record.
AUUUGCUUGAAACUGUAGAAGAAAUCCUUCCAGACCUCCCAGAAGACAUCAGUGUGUGGGCGAUGAAGGAUUCUGUCCCACAAGGAGUCAUUUCACUCAAACAGAAACUGUGUACAUCAUCCGACGAGCCUGUGCCACGCAGCUACCACAUUGCCUCAAGCCUUAAGUCUACCUGUCUUUAUAUUUUUACCUCUGGAACAACAGCACGUAUCAUGGAAUCUAACCUGAUGGUCCCAGCCCAGGCCAUGGUAAACACAACAGGACGAACGGCUCAUAAUUCCUACCUGGAGUUGGAAUUGUUCACUGGAGCAUUUCUAUCAGGUCUACCGAAAGCAGCUGUGAUCAGUCAGCUGCAGGCUUUAAAGGGUUCUGCUGGACUGUGGGCUUUUGGCUGUACUGCCGAUGACAUCAUUUAUAUAACCCUUCCUCUGUAUCACAGUUCAGGGUCUCUCUUGGGAAUUUGUGGAUGUGUUAAGUUGGGUGCUACCUGUGUGUUAAAAAAGAAAUUCUCAGCAAGCCAAUUUUGGAAUGAUUGCAAGAAGUAUAAUGUGACUGUGUUUCAAUAUAUUGGAGAACUUUGUCGCUACAUUUGCAAACAACCUAAGAAAGAAGGAGAAAAGGAUCACCGCGUGCGUCUGGCAGUUGGAAAUGGUAUGCGGAGUGAUGUCUGGAGACAAUUUUUAGACAGAUUUGGAAAUAUUAAGAUGUGCGAGUUUUAUGGAGCUACUGAAGCAAACAUUUCUUUCAUGAACCACACUGGGAAAAUUGGAUCAGUUGGGAGAACGAAUUUUUUUUACAAAAUUUUUUUCACUUUUGACUUAAUAAAGUAUGAUUUUCAGAAGGAUGAACCCAUGAGAAAUGAACAGAACUGGUGUAGUCGUGUGAAAAAAGGACAACCUGGACUUCUCAUUUCUCAAGUGAAUGCAAAAAAUCCCUUCUUUGGUUAUGCUGGGUCUUACAAGCACACUCAAAAAAAAUUGCUUUUUGAUGUUUUCAAGAAGGGAGAUGUUUACUUUAACACAGGAGAUUUAAUGGUGCAAGAUCAGGAGAAUUUCCUUUAUUUUUGGGACCGUAUUGGAGACACUUUCAGAUGGAAAGGAGAAAAUGUUGCAACCACAGAGGUUGCUGAUGUCAUUGGAGUGCUGGAUUUCAUACAGGAAACCAACGUCUAUGGUGUGGCUGUGUCCGGUAAUGAAGGAAAGGCAGGAAUGGCUUCUAUUAUUUUAAAACCAAAUAAGUCUUUGGACUUGGAAAAAAUUUAUGAACAAGUUGUAACAUCUCUACCAUCUUAUGCCUGCCCACGAUUUUUAAGAGUUCAGGAAAAAAUGGAAACUACGGGGACAUUCAAACUACAGAAGUUUCAGUUGGUGGAAGAAGGAUUUAAUCCACUGAAAAUUUCUGAUCCACUUUACUUCAUGGAUAGCGUGAAAAAAUCUUAUGUUCCAUUGACCAAAGAACUUUAUGAUAAAAUAAUGUUAGGGGAGGUAAAACUUUAAGAUUUUGUAUACAUGGGAUUUUCAUAUACUUUACUUGGAAGAGAGGAGAGUAUGUGAUUCUUUAAUAUAAAAUGGGGAAAGGGAACUAACACUAAUUAUGCGUGCCACAUUUCUUUAAUAUACAAGAGCACUACUCUAAUUAAAAACUUUCAUUCAUUGAGGCCAGCUGGUGGUGUGGUGGUUGAGGUGGCUGGAUUCCGCAUGGCCAACUUUG